CAAGUAACAAAUAUCAGACCUAAACUGUCAAACAACGAAGAGUACCUCCAAGAAAUGGAUCGCGUCCUAGCUGCAGAGGCUAAAACACUUCGCCUGACAGAUUUCAAAUUAGACCAUGUAUUUGCCAAUACUGCAGCAGGUAUUGUUGAAUCCACUCUCAAUCUCAAAAGAACAAGCGAGGACGAGGCGAUAGUUGUGAAAUGGGAGUUUGAACUUCACAAAUUGAUCUUAGUGCCCGGUGCACUCGAGAAGGUUUUGUCAAAACUGAAGGAACUCAGACCAGAAAUCAUGGUAAUUGUGGAACAGGAAGCCAACCACAACAGUCCUGAUAUCUUGGACCGACUUGCCCAAUCAUUCCCAUACUACUCCAGCGUAUUUGACUCCAUAGAGAAAGAUACGACCGAAUAUGAUCUCGAAAACAAGAUAUCGUGGGAGAUGGAUUUUAGGCGGCAGAUCACUAAUGUGGUGGCGCGAGAGGACAUCCAGCAUGCUGAGAGACAUGAAACACAGGCUUGGUGGCGAGAUCAGCUGCGUCGUUCAGGAUUUCAUCCUGUUCGCCAGUGGUUCAAUCAUAUAAGGGGUUUUCUUUUCAGUGACUUGACUCAAUACACUAUAGAAGGAAAGAAUGGAUGUCCCUUCCUACGUCGAUACACUGUCCCUCUAGUUAUCACAUCAGCAUGGAAACCCGAACUUGCUCAGUCUGAUGGAGGAUCGGACAACAAGGAGAACGUGGGCAGUCCAGAAUCCAUGUUGUUAGGUCUAGAGUUCAAUGAUCUUAGCAUAAUACAAAAUGAAUGCGAGGAAGAAGGUGAUCCUACUAUCAUGAGAGAAGGAAAUGUGUGGUCUUCAGAGUGCCCCUCAAUCAAUGAGAUUGCUGCUUCAGCUGAGAUAUUUGACAUAUUGGAAUAUGUGUGUCAUGUAUAUAAGCUGCCCCUGGCACUAACAUGGAUAUCGGAUGGCAGAGAUCCUGCCAAAAAUUAUGAGGGAAAAAACGUUCUACGCGUUGAGGAUACUGCUUGCUACGUCAAUGAUUUAGGAGCAACAGAAUUUGUUGAGAUAUGUGCAGAAUUUGAUAUUGAGGAAGGGCAAGGUGUUGCUGGAAAAGCCCUUCUAUCAGAUAUUUAUUUUGUCCCCGAUGUCUCUGAACUCGAUCCAGCUGAUUAUCCAUUUGUUUAUGAAGCAUGGGAGUUUGGCCUUCAUGGUGCUGUUGCAAUCAAGCUAAGAAGCACUUGCAGGAGCAGUAUGGAUUACAUAUUAGAAUUUUUUCUCCCUUCAAAAAUGAGAGAAAUUUCAGAAAAACAACUUUUGGUGAAUAAAAUACUAUCUGCCUUGCAGAAGAGCUGUAGGAAUUCAUGGAUAGUUUGUGGAAUGGAUUUAAAUGUGGCUGAUGUUGUUUCUGAAGUUACCGCUGCUGAGAUGUCUGAUAUCACACUGAUGCCUAAUUCUGGCAACUCUCCAUCAGCUUCAAAUGCUGAUGGUUCAAAUCCAAAUAAUAUCUUGGGAUGGAAUAUGCUUAGCCCAGUGGGUGACUUAGUGGAAAUAUGUGAGACUGAUGAAAAGGAAACUGGAGAAUCGAAAGCCAUACUGGGACCUGCUUCAAAUGCUGACAAGGAGAUGGUCAGCUUAUCUAUAAAUAAAUAAUGGAAACAAAUCUGAGGUGUAGGAGUUCUUCAAUGCUGAAAAGCUCUGGAUUAUUAAGGUGUUCUCAAGGCUGCAGCGCAGCACUAGACUGCACCUACAAAACAAGUCAUGAACUCAAGAAACAUCAGCGUUUUAUCUUCUUCUUUAUUUCCUCCCCUUUUCUUCUUUCUUCUCAUCUGGUAUUUCUUGUUUCAUGAAGAUAAAGUUCAUUGCAGCGCCACAAGAAAGAUGAAGUUCGUCUUGAACUCACCAAUCCAAACAAACACCCAGUCAUGAACUAGACUGUUUUUUAUCUUUGCUAUCUAUUUAUAACUUUGUUCUGUCAUGAAAAAAUAAAUGGGAUCAAUAGAUUUUAACUU
This is a messenger RNA of Populus euphratica (Euphrates poplar), 2000 nucleotides long. RefSeq lists its product as uncharacterized. Bases 55 to 1641 code for a protein of 528 amino acids. Gene Ontology annotation, molecular function: DNA-binding transcription factor activity. The transcript is spliced from 5 exons. The record is from RefSeq and is a predicted model, not a curated record. Lineage: Eukaryota; Viridiplantae; Streptophyta; Magnoliopsida; Malpighiales; Salicaceae.